This is a messenger RNA of Ostertagia ostertagi, 531 nucleotides long. The record is from the annotation of a GenBank genome assembly. Lineage: Eukaryota; Metazoa; Nematoda; Chromadorea; Rhabditida; Trichostrongylidae.
AUGCACUAUGAUUCCCAUGCAUUUGGUAGAAUGGAUCCCUCAACGCAUACCAGACUUGUCACGAUGAUUCCUCUCAAGAAGGGCGUUACCCUCGACGAUAAUCUGAAGAUGUCAGAAAACGACAUAGCGAAGCUGAACCGAUUGGGAAACUGUACCGUUUCGAAAGAGUCACACAAGGAGGGAAACAGCAGCACUUGCAUCGAUACAGCGUUGAACUGCGAACGACUCAAAAAGAAUGGACUGUGCUCGUCAUCGUCUCAUCUCCAAGCCAUGCUCAAGUAUUGUCCAAAGACAUGCCACCUCUGUGGACUACGGUCUGCAGAUCCUUCCAGAAAUUCCAAUUCCUCACUCACGGAACAGCCGUUCACCGGUAGCGCUACUGAUUCUCCUGUGCCUGCAUGUCAUGAUGAAGAUCCCCGAUGUGACACGUAUGCGAUGAACGGAUUCUGCACGAAUCCAUUCUAUGCUCAAAUCAGAGCCACAAAAUGCAUGAAGACAUGCAACCUGUGCAUCUCUAUAGAAGAAACCGAU